AUGGCAAAGAAAGACGCCAAAGCAAAAACUGUGCCUGCUAUAAAGAAACAAAGCGGCUCUGUUGCUGCAGAGCCUACGGCCAAUGCCAUUUCGUUUUUUCAGGAGCUGGGUAACUCCGUUAAAAUCUCGUUCAACAGUUAUAUUUCGGAAACAAAGGACAACCAAAAGUUACGCUUGAUCGAUGCUUUCCUUGUGUUUCUGGUGUGUCUCGGUAUAUUGCAGUUUGUAUUCUGCCUGCUGGUCGGAAAUUUCCCAUUCAAUGCAUUUUUGGGAGGAUUUAUCGCAACCGUGGCGCAAUUUGUGCUUACAGUGUCGUUGAGGCUACAAAGCUUGGAUGCCAACAAAACCGUGUUCAAAGGAAUCACUCCAGAACGCGCGUUGGGUGACUAUAUAUUUGCCAGUUUGGCAUUGCAUUUUGUCGUUCUUCAUUUCAUAAAUUGA
Molecule: messenger RNA, 441 nt
Organism: Ogataea angusta
Lineage: Eukaryota; Fungi; Ascomycota; Pichiomycetes; Pichiales; Pichiaceae
Exons: 1
Coding region: 1-441 (146 amino acids)
Biological process (GO): protein N-linked glycosylation
Cellular component (GO): oligosaccharyltransferase complex; membrane
Source: RefSeq, a predicted model, not a curated record